AUGUCUCAAGAUCAACGCCAAUACGAGAUCGUGGUCUUCGGAGCGACUGGAUACACGGGAAAAUAUACCGCCGAGCACUUGACCACAUAUGCCCCGACAGACCUGAAAUGGGCCAUUGCUGGUCGGUCAGAGGCGAAACUGAAAGCCGUCGCUGACGAGAUUCAUUCCCUCAAUCCAGACCGCCUCGCUCCAGGUAUCGAGAUUGCAGAACUCAACAAACAAGACCUGGUCAAGCUCGCGAAAACGACAAAGGUCCUCAUAUCCACUGUGGGUCCAUAUCACAAGUACGGAGCUUUCGCCUUCGAGGCUUGUGCCGAGAACGGAACUCACUACGUAGAUUGCACGGGGGAGGUGCCUUGGGUGUACGACAUGGUCGAAAAGUACGAUGCUCUCGCGAAGAAGACUGGUGCCAUCAUGAUUCCACAGAACGGCAUGGAAAGUGCGCCGAGCGAUAUGAUGUGCUGGAUGCUCGUUAACCACAUCCGUCAGACGUUGUCAGUUGGCACGGCUGAGAUCCUGGAUUCGGUUUAUUCCUUGAAGGGUGCGCCGUCCGGCGGUACGCUCGAUACACUCCUGACUUUAUUCGACACCUACAGUCUAUCUCAUUUUGCGAAGAGCAUGAAUCCUUGGUCGCUGUCUGCCGUGGCACCACCUCAAGAGACCGCCGGCAAGCCUCUCCUCGAAAAUAUCACGGGUAUUCGCACCGACUCAGACUUGGGCAUCUUGACGGACAGUCUGCAAGGACCUAGCGACAUUGUCAUCGUUAAUCGAUCAUGGAGUCUGUACGAUGGAGGCAAAUUCUACGGCCCAAAGUUCAAGAUCAGCAUCUACACCAAGGUCUCGAGCAACCUCCAGGCAUUUUUGAUGCAUCUGGCUCUUACCCUGGGAACCGCAACCCUGCUUUUGCCUCCCGUGCGCUGGCUUCUGAAGAAAUUCGUGUAUCAGCCCGGACAGGGCCCCACGAAAGAGGAGACUACCAACGAUCACUGCGAGUGGCGGGCAGUUGCCAACGCGGACGUGACGGAUCCGAAUGAUCCCAAGCGUGCCUCUGGAACGAUGGCUUACCACGGCUCGAUGUACGCUUUGACCGCCGCCACGCUCUCAGAAGCCGCCAUAACUCUCGCCCGUGACAAGACAUUCGCUCAUGAAUUGGGUGGUGGCGUGCUGACUCCGGCGACGCUGGGUGCGCCGUACAUGGAACGUCUACAAAAGGCCGGAUUGAAGACUGAAGUCAAGACCAUGCCCUGA
Messenger RNA from Zymoseptoria tritici IPO323, 1248 nucleotides. RefSeq lists its product as uncharacterized. Gene Ontology annotation, cellular component: mitochondrion; lipid droplet; plasma membrane. Gene Ontology annotation, biological process: glycolipid biosynthetic process. Lineage: Eukaryota; Fungi; Ascomycota; Dothideomycetes; Mycosphaerellales; Mycosphaerellaceae. The transcript has a single exon. Bases 1 to 1248 code for a protein of 415 amino acids. The record is from RefSeq and is a predicted model, not a curated record.